AAGAGCUUUCUGAUAAGACUCAGUGCCUGAGUGCCUGACCUAGCAUACAAUUGGGAUUGAUUACGCACAGUACCAUGUUUCUACCAUUGUUACUUGUCUUAUUGCAGAUUUGUAAAGUAAAUGGGGUAGAUGACGAAAUGUGGAGGAAAAGCGUCGAGAGACGAAUAGAUUUACUACAGAAAGAAAACCGGGAAUUAAAAAAGAUCCUAGAAAAUCUCGGUCUGGAGAACAAGCAGUUGAAAGACGAUCUGGAUUUGGUGAAGAAACGAUGCGUCUCAUGUGAUUCUCUGGACACCAGUGAAGAUGACGUUACGGAAGAAAAAGUGGAAAUGUCUUUUAUACAAGAUAUGGGAAAGGUUGAGACAGAAAGGGGCAGCGAAAUGGUAAACAGGAGAGAUAAGGAACCAGUCGCAAGAAUAAUCCCUCCUACCUCAUCAACACCAGUUUCUGCAGUUGCCUUCUACAGCUACAUGUCUAGCAAUAGUGCCGCGUCUCUUCCCACUCAUCAUACUCUAAUUUACGACGUCGUACAAAUCACCGAGGGAAUGGCUACAACAAAGACGAUGGAAUUUUCAUCCCCCCUGUAUCCGGGAUUUAUGCCUUUCAUUUCUCCAUAUGCAUUGAACAUGGUUCUUGGGUAUCUCUUGAAAUUGUCGUAAAUGGAAAAGCAAUUGGUGCUGUUUAUGAAGAAAGUAAAAGUACAACUGGAUGGCAUGAAGGAAGUAAUCUAGUGAUAACUGAUGUGAAUGCUGGUGAUCACGUGUUCAUCCGAACACAUGAAACAUCUACCAAUGGAAUCCAUAGUAACACCAGAGGAAGGACGUCAUUUUCUGGAUGGCUUCUCUACCAGUGAUGCUGAAAUUGAAUAAAAUAAUUCAUUACGCAA
Ostrea edulis (European flat oyster) is the source of this 886-nucleotide messenger RNA. RefSeq lists its product as uncharacterized. The record is from RefSeq and is a predicted model, not a curated record. Bases 75 to 659 code for a protein of 194 amino acids. The transcript has 2 exons. Lineage: Eukaryota; Metazoa; Mollusca; Bivalvia; Ostreida; Ostreidae.